GGACCCACACUGCCCGCUGCGGCGCGGACCUUGCCCAGCGCGCGGGGCGGAGCGCAGCGAGUGUCGGCGCACGGACCGCAGAGAUGUUAGCCUUCGCCGCCAGGACCGUGCCCGGGCAGGUGGCUGCCUCUUGGUAGGUUCUGCUCACCCACUUGGUAGCACAGUUAGGCUUAGAGAUCCAGCCGAGGCAGACAGACAGGGCUCAGAACCUCAGUCCUGCCAUGGAGGACGGGCAGCAGAGAGAGAAGGUGAAGCCCCUGGGCCUCCUUAGGCCCUCAUCCUUGAUGAAGGUUUCCGGCCGCUUCAAGGCACACCAAGAUGCUCUGCCAAGGCUGCCUGUGCCCCCGCUCAAGCAGUCCCUGGACCAUUACCUCAAGGCGCUGCAGCCCAUCGUGAGUGAGGAGGAGUGGGCCCAAACCAAGCAGCUGGUGGAUGAGUUUCAGACCUCCGGGGGCGUAGGGGAACGCCUACAGAAGGGACUGGAACGCAGGGCCAGGAAGACCGAGAACUGGCUAUCUGAGUGGUGGCUCAAGACAGCCUACCUCCAGUUCCGCCAACCUGUGGUCAUCUACUCCAGCCCCGGAGUUGUGCUGCCCAAGCAGGACUUUGUGGAUCUGCAGGGUCAACUCCGGUUUGCUGCCAAACUCAUCGAGGGUGUGUUAGACUUCAAGACCAUGAUUGACAACGAGACCCUACCUGUGGAGUAUCUGGGGGGAAAGCCACUGUGCAUGAACCAGUACUAUCAGAUCCUGUCUUCCUGCCGUGUGCCGGGCCCCAAGCAGGACUCGGUUGUCAACUUCAUAAAGACCAAGAAGCCACCCAUGCACAUCACUGUGGUGCACAACUACCAGUUCUUUGAGUUGGACGUGUACCACAGCGAUGGAACACCCCUCACCUCGGAUCAGAUCUUUGUGCAGCUGGAGAAGAUCUGGAACUCAUCUCUGCAAGCCAAUAAGGAACCCGUGGGCAUCCUCACAUCCAACCAUCGCAACACAUGGGCCAAAGCCUACAAUACCCUCAUCAAAGACAAGGUGAACCGGGAGUCCGUGCGCUCCAUCCAGAGGAGCAUCUUUACGGUGUGCCUGGACAGGCCCGUGCCCAGGGUCUCAGAAGAUGUCUACCGCAACCGUGUGGCUGGCCAGAUGCUGCACGGGGGUGGCAGUAAGCUCAACAGUGGCAACCGCUGGUUUGACAAGACACUGCAGUUCAUCGUGGCAGAAGAUGGCUCCUGUGGGCUGGUUUAUGAGCACGCGGCAGCAGAGGGGCCCCCCAUUGUUGCCCUUCUGGACCAUGUCAUUGAGUACACGAAGAAGCCCGAGCUUGUGCGAUCUCCCAUGGUGCCCCUGCCCAUGCCCAGGAAGCUGCGGUUCAACAUCACCCCUGAGAUCAAGAGUGACAUCGAGAAGGCCAAGCAGAACCUCAGCAUCAUGAUCCAAGACCUGGACAUCACAGUGAUGGUGUUCCACCACUUUGGAAAGGACUUCCCCAAGUCAGAGAAGCUGAGCCCCGACGCCUUCAUCCAGAUGGCCCUGCAGCUGGCCUACUACAGGAUCUACGGGCAGGCAUGUGCCACGUAUGAAAGUGCCUCCCUGCGCAUGUUCCACCUGGGACGCACUGACACCAUCCGCUCGGCCUCCGUGGACUCCCUGGCCUUCGUCAAGGCUAUGGAUGACUCCAGUGUCACGGAGCAUGAGAAGGUGGAGCUGCUGCGGAAGGCUGUGCAGGCCCACCGAGCCUACACUGACAUGGUGUUGUGGUUCCCAGGAAAUAGUGGCUGGAAGAGGCAAUGCUACCAUAGCUGUCACCUGCUCCUGACAGCUCCUUCCCCACAGGCCAUCCGUGGGGAGGCCUUUGACCGGCACCUGCUGGGCCUGAAGCUGCAGGCCAUUGAGGACCUGGUGAGCAUGCCUGACAUCUUCAUGGACACCUCGUAUGCUGUUGCCAUGCACUUCAACCUCUCCACCAGCCAGGUCCCUGCCAAGACAGACUGCGUCAUGUUCUUUGGGCCUGUGGUCCCUGAUGGAUAUGGCGUCUGCUAUAACCCCAUGGAGGCCCACAUCAACUUCUCCGUGUCUGCCUACAACAGCUGUGCUGAGACCAAUGCUGCCCGCAUGGCACACUACCUGGAGAGGGCACUCCUGGACAUGCGCACCCUACUUCAGAACCACCCCCGGUCCAAGCUCUGAGCCCAUGCUCAGGCCUACUUGCGCCACAGCCAGUCCCACCUGGUCACCCACCAGGGCUCAAUUCCUUCACUCCCUCUGCCCUAGGUCCCCCAGAUCUGAGUGAGCCAGGGAACACAUCUUCUAGUGGGGCCCACAGACCCAAGCAAGUGCCUUCUGUAGCUGGGGCUCAGUUCAGAAGCUGAGCAGGACCUAAGGCUCAGGCCUCCAGCGUACCAUCCUCCCCUGGAGAAGGGAACCAGUCCAGCCCAGCACUUAACCACAGUAGGAGACUAGAAAGAGCUCCUUUUCUUUCCUAGCUCAGCUCUGGCCAGUCCUUGCCAUCACUAUAGCCUGGCCAGGGUCUGUUCCCUGAUCUCCAAGCUCUCAAGGACCUGAAGACAAAGGAUUAUCUGGAGCUGAGGGGCUUGGGGCCUCCCCAAGGCUGAGGAACCAGGGAGCAAGGUUUCCUGGUCAAUAGAAUGCCUGAGGUACCACCAGCAACAUGGCUGCCGUAGUCUUUUGGAUAAGGAGACUCACGAGCCCUGGCCCUCUUGCUUCCAUGCCGCAUGUUCCUGAACCACAUUCACAGUUGUAGAACAUGAACGUGGCAGGUAAUUAAUAAAGGGGAGAUGUGCUGGUGAA
Sciurus carolinensis (gray squirrel) is the source of this 2807-nucleotide messenger RNA. RefSeq names its product carnitine O-acetyltransferase (gene Crat). Gene Ontology annotation, biological process: carnitine metabolic process, CoA-linked. Gene Ontology annotation, cellular component: peroxisome. Lineage: Eukaryota; Metazoa; Chordata; Mammalia; Rodentia; Sciuridae. The coding region runs from base 222 to 2186 and encodes 654 amino acids. The record is from RefSeq and is a predicted model, not a curated record. Gene Ontology annotation, molecular function: carnitine O-acetyltransferase activity. The transcript is spliced from 15 exons.